Messenger RNA from Stereum hirsutum FP-91666 SS1, 1033 nucleotides. RefSeq lists its product as uncharacterized. Bases 14 to 814 code for a protein of 266 amino acids. The record is from RefSeq and is a predicted model, not a curated record. Gene Ontology annotation, molecular function: protein dimerization activity; DNA-binding transcription factor activity, RNA polymerase II-specific; RNA polymerase II cis-regulatory region sequence-specific DNA binding. Lineage: Eukaryota; Fungi; Basidiomycota; Agaricomycetes; Russulales; Stereaceae. The transcript has 2 exons. Gene Ontology annotation, biological process: regulation of transcription by RNA polymerase II.
ACCACCACCAUCGAUGACAACCAUGUCUUCUUCGUCUUCAAGGCCCUUCGACCAGCCCCCGGUUCCCUUCGACAACUUCGAGUUCACCUUCGAUCCCUCCCUCAGCGCACUCUUCCCCUCGCCAGCCCCGCUGCCAUCCUCUGCAGGCCUCUUCUCUGCCUCAGAGGAGACCGACAUCCUUGGUUUUCUCGACAACUUCAACUGGGAAUUUGACUCUAAUGCUCUUCCACCCGGUCAACUUGAUUCUGCGCCUCCAGCACCCCUCCCAUAUCCCUUUCAUACAAACUCACUUCCGAAUGGGCACGAACCACCACAUCCAUCGUCUUUGUUCGCUACCGAGGGUUCGAUGUCACAUCUGCACAUGAACGGCGAUGCUUCCCGUCCAUCCUCAUCACGGACGCGCUCUUCCCCAACAUCACCCGUAGAGCCUUCGACGCCGAAGACAAACGGACGCACCGGCACGAGCAAUGGCAAAGCUAAAGCCAAAACCGGACCUAAAGCACCACUCCUAUCCACUCCCCAGAAACGUCUAAACCACAUCAUGUCCGAGCAGAAACGGCGGAACGCCAUCCGCGAAGGCUACGCCCAACUCACCACUCUACUCGCCCCUGCCGGUGCUCCUCCAGGCACUGGGAUGCCUACGCGAGGAAGGCCAAAGGGGAGCGGGAGCAGGAGUAAGGGGAAUACGAAGGGCAAGAGUGGUGUGCUGUUCAGGGCGGUAGAAUAUUGUCAUUGGUUGGAGGAUGGAAUUGAGGCGUUGAGGGCGGAGGUGUUGAGGGUGGAAGCGGCGGCCGGGAUACAUGGCAUACCUUGAGAUUCGGAUCCAUGACUUGACCUCCCAGGUACCUCUGUCCCGUCCCAUAAUCUGUAUCUCGAGCAGCAGCCUACGUGGCCUAGUGGGUGGCACAUAAUGCCUCACACACUUUGUGCUUUGAAUGUCACAACCAAGCUAUAUCAAUGCACACUUGUACUAGUAGAUCCUUACGUUGUACACUAUUGUAUCUUAAGACUAACACGCUGGCCGUUCCUAUGC